AUGCAAAUUAUCAACUCAGCCCCCUCGUCGUCGCAAACCCCUAGCUUAACCCCACAGUCGGAUCAUUUACCUAAGCCCUUGUCUCAAAAUAAAGCAACCAUAACAUCAAAGAAGGGCAAAGAGAAAGCGGCUCCCAUUCCGGCAUAUGAAUCUAACCCUCCCAGCGACGAUGAUCAUGAAGACAACGAAGGAGAAGAAGACCCUGAACCCAAGGUUUCCCCUACUUCAAAACGUGGUCGUCCUCGUGAAGAUGUUCUCCGAGACGCCGCACGACGACUCAAGAAGUUUUAA
Messenger RNA from Puccinia triticina, 291 nucleotides. RefSeq lists its product as uncharacterized. The record is from RefSeq and is a predicted model, not a curated record. The transcript has 2 exons. The coding region runs from base 1 to 291 and encodes 96 amino acids. NCBI's taxonomy places the organism in Eukaryota, Fungi, Basidiomycota, Pucciniomycetes, Pucciniales, Pucciniaceae.